Molecule: messenger RNA, 422 nt
Organism: Blepharisma stoltei
Lineage: Eukaryota; Ciliophora; Heterotrichea; Heterotrichida; Blepharismidae
Source: the annotation of a GenBank genome assembly
AUGGUAAAUGGCUACCAUAGGUACACUCCAGAUUUGUCGAAAUUGGAAGAGUUGCAUACGUUAAUUUUGGACCUGAAAAAGACAAAUUGUGCGUGAUUGUGGACGUAAUAGACGGGAAAAGAGCUUUAGUUGAUGGUGCAGCUACAGGAGUCCUUCGUCAGCAAAUGCCUUUUUCAAGACUUUCAUUGACUGAGUUUGUGCUUCCAGUUAAGAGAAAUCAGACCUCUGCAAACGUUGCAAAGAUUUUCACUGAUUCUAACAUAUUAUCUAAGUGGCAAGAAAGCACUCAUGGUAAACAAAUUGCAUCUAGACUCAGAAGAGCAGAACUCACAGAUUUCGGUAGAUUCAAACUCAUGGUCAACCAAAAGAAAAAGUCGCAAUUGGUCAGACAAGAACUCAAGAAACUCAAGCCUAAGCAUUAA